Molecule: messenger RNA, 3843 nt
Organism: Linnemannia hyalina
Lineage: Eukaryota; Fungi; Mortierellomycota; Mortierellomycetes; Mortierellales; Mortierellaceae
Source: the annotation of a GenBank genome assembly
AUGACUUCAGAAAAUCGGCCUCCAAAAUCACCGGCUCGUCCCAAGGGCGGCUCCUCGCAGCCACCUAUGAUGCAAAAGUCCCUCCUCUCCUUCUUCAAGACUGCCGCACCUCCUGCUGCUCCAGCAGCAGCAGCAACCACAAACGCCACCAACGUGAGCAAUGGAAACUCACUCACAAUCAAAGACUCGGACCCCAUGCGGACACCCAUCAAGAAGAAGAAGACCAACGAAGCAGCUUCACAAGACGUACCCUUGUUUCUGGAUUCUUCACCGCUGUUCUCGACGGAUGAGUCGAUUCUAAACAGCACAUCUGCAUCAAGUACUACUCCUACUGCGCACAAACGCAAGACGGCCGAUUUCGAAGACAGUAGUCCCAUCGCCUACCAGGACGAAUCGCGGUCGGUCAAGAAAUUUGCGGCAGCGGUUGAGAAGCUGUCGUUGGGCACUCCUGUCCGCAAGCUGGAUCUGUUUGAUAUCGAGCCUGAGGAUGAGGAAGAAGCUAUCGGGUCUCGACGUUCGAGCCGCAGUGCCAGGAAGAUCAAGUACCAAAUCUCGGACGAUGAGGACGACGACGAUGAUGAUACGGAGAAAAAAGGCCCUUCUACCCCCAGCAAGCCACAGCGAAAGUCUAGAGUCCAGCUGGAUGAUGACGAUGACUCAGAGUAUGAGGCGCCUGCUCUCGCACCUGAGGAUGACUUUAUGGAUAUUGAUGAUGUGGAGCUGGAUGAUAGUCUACUGGAAGACGAUAUUGAGGUGCCAUCGUCACCAGCUCGGGGCAAAAAUAAACCUGCUCAGUCCAAGCCCAAACCUACCACACCAUCCAAGCCUGUCGUGGCCGCCGUCUUCAAUACCUCAAAUAAGCCCGCACCUCGCCCAACACUGAUGUUGAAGGAUGACAAGAAGAGAGAGCGAGUAGCCAGGUUCGAGGAGAAAAACAACGGACGAUACAGCUGGCUUUUGGAUAUUAAGGAUGCUGACAUGAACCCAAUAGGUUCACCGGAUUAUGACCCUAGGACACUUUACAUACCGAAGACAGCAUGGGCCACGUUCACAGAGUUUGAGAGGCAGUUUUGGGAGAUCAAAGGCCAGAAUUUUGACUCAGUGGUCUUUUUCAAGAAGGGCAAGUUUUACGAGCUGUACGAGAACGACGCCGACAUUGGACACCAGAAGUUUGACCUCAAGCUUACAGACCGCACCAACAUGAGGAUGGUGGGAGUGCCCGAGUCGAGUUUCGAGUACUGGGCGGCUCAGUUUAUUGCCAAGGGAUACAAGGUGGCGAGGGUCGACCAGAUGGAAACGGCACUCGGGAAGGCUAUGCGCGAACGUGAUGGAGUUGCUGCAAAGUCGGCACCGAAGGUCAUUCGGCGCGAGCUUCAUUCGAUUCUGACGGCCGGAACAUUGACAGACUCGGGUCUGCUGACCAAUGACAUGGCGACCUACUGUAUGGCGAUCAAGGAGAUCAAUCGACCUGGCGCCGAGCAUUUGCCCACACAGUUCGGAGUCGCGUUUGUGGAUACCUCAACAGCAGAGUUCAACCUGGCGACUUUCUAUGACGACAUGGACAGGACUAAGUUUGAGACUCUUAUCACCCAGAUCAAGCCCAAAGAAGUUGUUGUGGAGAAGGGUGGUCUCAGCAUUAGGAGCACCAGGAUUUUGAAGAACAGUCUGGGCGCCAACACGAUUUGGAAUCACUUGCAGCCUGAGGCCCAGUUCUGGAACGCUUUGGAUACAGCGGACGAGCUUCGCAUCAAAGAAUAUUUUGGAGCUAAUGAAGCAGGUUCGCUUGCCUCAGAUUGCUGGCCAGCCGCGUUGCAGAGUGUGAAGGAUAACAUGGUAGUGAUGAGUGCGCUUGGAGGUCUGGUCUGGUACCUGAGAUCUCUCAAGCUUGAUACAGAGCUGCUGUCCUUCAAGAACUUUCACGUCUAUGACCCAGUUCGCCAAGCUUCUACACUUAUCCUGGACGGCCAGACUCUUUCCAACUUGGAAAUGUUCCAGAACAACGGCGAUGGUUCUGAGACUGGGACUGUCCUUCGACUCCUCAACCGAUGUGUCACCCCAUUCGGAAAGCGUUUGUUCCGCAGAUGGCUGUGUCACCCUUUGCGAUCGAGCUCAGCCAUUGGAGCGCGUCUGGACGCUGUCGAGGAUCUUAUGCGUGUCCCAGGAUUCAUGGAGUUGUUUGAGGAGAGGUGUGCUCGCUUCCCUGAUCUGGAGCGUAUUGUGAGUCGAAUCCAUGCCGGAUCUUGCAAGAUUUCCGAGUUUUUGGUGGUUCUGUCGACCUUCAGGACGUUGGUGGAUACCUCCCGUCUGUUGAGCUCAUACACAGACCAGUUCAAGUCCAAGAAGCUGGCGUCAGUCCUAGACGAGUUGCCAGAUUUGACGGAGCACUUAAACUAUUUUGAAGAGGCUUUCGAUCACAAGGUGGCACAGGCUGAGGGCGAUGUUAUCCCACACCCUGGUUUCGCAGAGGACUAUGAUGCCAACAACGAAGCCUUGAACAACCUUGACUCUCAGUUUGCACAACUUUUGGACAAGGCCAAACGCGAGCUCAAGACAACGAAGAUUGUGUACAAGGAUUUGGGUAAGGAAAUCUACCAGCUGGAGAUGUCGAAUAAGAUCACUGUUCCCAAGAACUGGAAGAAGACCUCGUCUACUAGCACGAUUAGCCGAUACUACACGCCGGAAUUGAUGGCGCUUGUCACGAAGUUGCAGGAGGCCAGGGAGACCAAGAACGCUAUCAUGAAGGAGCUUAAGGGACGACUCUACGCCAAGUUUGACCAGGACUACAAGGACUGGUUGAAGGCAGUCAAGAUCAUUGCUGAGCUGGAUUGUCUCUGCUCUCUCUCGAAGAGUAGCUCUGCCCUUGGUUCGCCUUCUUGCCGCCCAGAGUUCGUGGAUAGCGAGCGGUCGGUUUUGGAACUGGAAGGAUUGAGGCACCCCUGUGUUAUCCCUGGUAUCGCAUCGGACUUUAUCCCUAACGACACUAUGCUUGGAGGAGACACGUCCAACUUGAUUCUGCUGACGGGUCCCAACAUGGGUGGUAAAUCCACGCUGCUUAGACAGACGUGUGUGGCAAUCAUUAUGGCGCAACUUGGAUGCUAUGUCCCCGCGGAAAAGUGCAGGCUGACGCCCUUUGACCGGAUCUUCACGCGUAUUGGAGCAAACGACAACAUUUUGGCUGGUCAGUCGACAUUUAUGGUGGAGCUGUCGGAGACGUCCAAGAUUUUGUCAGAGGCAACAGAGCGGUCGAUGGUGAUUUUGGACGAGCUGGGACGAGGCACAAGCACGUUCGAUGGGUAUGCGAUUGCAUACUCUGUCCUGCAUGAGCUGUCGACUCGGAUUGGAUGCCUGGGCCUGUUCUCGACUCACUAUGGAACACUGACGAACGAGUUUGAACGGGAUCCCAAUGUUGCAUUGAAACACAUGGCAUGCCAAGUAGACCAGGCCAACAGAGAAGUGACGUUCUUGUACAAGUUAGUGGAUGGUGUCUGUGAAAAGUCGUAUGGUAUGAACGUCGCACACAUGGCAGGCGUCCCUCGCGAGAUUGUUGACCGUGCGGAGGAAAUGGCACAGGAGUUUGAGCUUAAGCAGGAAACCAAGCGGGAGGAGGAGUUGCGUCUCACUCGCGGCGUCAAGAAUGUAGGACUCGGUAUGGUGAUGGAUCUUGCGUACUUGCUUGGUAGAGUCGGUAGUCCAGACACUGCUGCAGCUGAUGAUGAUGAGAUGGGCGGUGACGCUGAAGGCAAUGGUGGCUCCUCGACGACGCGAGUGGGUGUACGGCACCUUACGAAGGAGCAGGAGACACGUGUUUUCCAGCGCAUCUUCAAGGCCAUGGCCUCCCUGUAA